AUGGUGCGAUUUCUCGGCAUUUUGCAAUUGAUUUUCGCAGCAAUCGCUUCGGCUCGAGUGAUUGAUGUUUCUGACGAGGAUUUCGGGGCAGCUCUUCGCCAGGACACGCCCAGCUUUGUGCUUUUCUAUUCGUGGACUCACGAUGCAGUCCCCCUGAACGGGUACUAUAGUGAUAUUUCUCGAAUCUACGAAGACGACGAGCUCAAUUUUCUGCGAAUUGACAUCACCGAAAACCCGAAGCUUGCCGAACGAUACGGUAUCUCGAAAGUGCCCUCCGUGGUGUUCAUUCGGCCCGGAUCAGAACACAAUGCCGAGGUGCUGCAGCAGACGCCGCUCAAGGCAAUUAAACGCAAGAUUCGCCACGACUUGGGCAUCGACCAUACAAACGAACACACAAAUUAUCCGUUGAAGAGGCUUUCCGAUAACAGCUUCCGUCUCGGUAUCCAGGGCAAACAUGCUCUGGUAUUGUUUGUGGGCACCUGCACGAACUGCGACCAUAUCACACAAGUAUUCCGACAGAUUGCUGCGGAUUAUAAGCAUAAUAAGGAGGUGGCAAUUUCGGAAGUUGAGUCCUCCAGAAUGGAUUCGCAAAUGCUUCCAAGCGUCUUUUCAUUGUCCAAGUAUCCCACCGUGCUGUACUUUUCUAAAGAGGGCUCUCAGAUCCCACUCAAGCCUGAGAACUACCAUGGCGAUCUUACGUAUGAAGCAUUGACCGAGUUUUUGGAGUCAAGGGGUGUGGCUCCAACGGGUCUUUUCGGCCAAGUUCCCUACAUAAUGAAGCGGUGGUUCCGGAAACUUUUCGGAACUGUGCUCCACCUGGACCUUUAG
This is a messenger RNA of Wickerhamiella sorbophila, 828 nucleotides long. Its product is annotated as Protein disulfide-isomerase erp38. The coding region runs from base 1 to 828 and encodes 275 amino acids. The transcript has a single exon. NCBI's taxonomy places the organism in Eukaryota, Fungi, Ascomycota, Dipodascomycetes, Dipodascales, Trichomonascaceae. The record is from RefSeq and is a predicted model, not a curated record. Gene Ontology annotation, molecular function: protein disulfide isomerase activity. Gene Ontology annotation, cellular component: endoplasmic reticulum. Gene Ontology annotation, biological process: protein folding.